AUGGUGUUGCUGGAGCUUCUAGAAACAGCCCCACUAAACCGAAUACCCCGAACGUCCAAGGAUGAAAUCCGCUAUUUGACCUUCAACGUCAACGGCAUAAAAACACUUUUCAACUACCACCCUUGGAACAGGCUCCAGAACGACCAUGAUGCUUUCUUCUCAGGCCUAGGUGCUGAUAUCAUUCUGCUUCAGGAGCUCAAGAUCAACAACGACGGCCUUGCAGCUACGGGUGUUCUCAAGAAUUACAAGGCGUUUAUACUGGUGCCGAAAUCACGCAAAGGCUACUCGGGAGUCGGCCUUUUUGUCAGAUUACCGACUUCUUCAGAUCCACCUCACGUUCAGACGUGUUUGUCUGUGGUAAAAGCAGAAGAGGGAAUCACAGGAACAUUGCCUAGUGCUGAAGACAAAAGCCAGUGCUACGACGAGUCUCCAAACGCUAUUGGCGGAUACUUGAAUGGAGAUGAUAUGGAGGAAAUGAACAUGACCAUCGAUGAGCUACGAUCCUUGGACUACGAGGGCCGUGCCGUGGCGGUGGAGUUGGCGUCUGGAACGGUGGUUUUUUCUUUAUACUGUCCGGCCAACUCUAUGGGCACGGAGGACGGUGAGAUCUUCAGACUUCGCUUUCUAGAAGUGCUUCUCCGACGUUCUUUGAAGCUUAAAGCUUUGGGCAAGCAAGUGGUCAUCAUGGGAGAUAUCAACGUGUCCUUGGACCUCAUAGACCAAGCUGAGGCGAUCAACGAGGGCAUCAAGGCGAAUUUGGUGUCCAACAAUCUCAAAGAUGGCGGUGAAGCAUUCGAGAAGGAGAAUAAGGAAGCUUGUUUGGCAUUCAAAGAUAGACCACAACGAUCCCUUCUCCAGCGCUUCGUUUUUCCCACAAACCCAUUUACACAAGCUCUGGAGCAUGCUUAUCUAUACGAUACCACUAGAGUAAGCCAGGGCCGCCGUUUGGCUAUGUACACUGUUUGGAACACCAUGACGAGCGCUAGGCAGUCCAACUUUGGCUCUAGAAUCGACCUUAUUUUGAUGAGCUGCAAAGAGGCCGUCAAGAGCAUUUCCAAAGCGGACAUUCUUCCAUAUAUCAACGGGUCAGACCAUUGUCCGGUGUUCACUGAUAUAGACGUUUCCUAUGUGACAAUUCAGCCACCGGCAGAACAGAAGAAGCUCAAGUUUGAGGCAAAGUCCUUCUAUAAAUUGGUGAAACACAGAGACAUUUCAUCGAUGUUUGGCACUGGUAUCAAGCGGUCCGCUACACCAGAGGAGAAGAAGGACAAUGGUGAGUCAAAAAAGCCAAAACUACAAUACGUGAGUCGGAAGAAGACAAACUCGUCUCAACAUAGCAUCAAUACUUUCUUCUUUCAAGACAAAGCAUCAAAGCAGGACGACAAAGUCUCUGACGACAAUUAUGAGCCUACCCAAGAGGAUAAACCCUCAGACGCCGUCAAGUUAGACUCGAUAUCCAAGUUGACGUCCCUUAUUUAUUCGGAUCCCCCAAAAUGUCAUCAUGGCGAAAAAUGCACCCUCAAAACCAGUCUUACUAAUGCAUCCAAAGGUAAGAAGUUCUGGUGUUGUCCUCGAGCAUCGAAAGGUAGUUCAACAGAGUUGGGUGAACAUCGCUGUGAAUACUUUGAAUGGGCCAAAAUGAAAAGCAGAAGCUAA
Messenger RNA from Candidozyma duobushaemuli, 1656 nucleotides. RefSeq names its product DNA-(apurinic or apyrimidinic site) lyase (gene APN2). Lineage: Eukaryota; Fungi; Ascomycota; Pichiomycetes; Serinales; Metschnikowiaceae. The transcript has a single exon. Gene Ontology annotation, cellular component: nucleus. The record is from RefSeq and is a predicted model, not a curated record. Gene Ontology annotation, molecular function: phosphoric diester hydrolase activity; endonuclease activity; DNA-(apurinic or apyrimidinic site) endonuclease activity. Gene Ontology annotation, biological process: base-excision repair. The coding region runs from base 1 to 1656 and encodes 551 amino acids.